Molecule: messenger RNA, 1392 nt
Organism: Dromiciops gliroides (monito del monte)
Lineage: Eukaryota; Metazoa; Chordata; Mammalia; Microbiotheria; Microbiotheriidae
Product: probable E3 ubiquitin-protein ligase TRIML1
Exons: 9
Coding region: 1-1392 (463 amino acids)
Molecular function (GO): zinc ion binding
Source: RefSeq, a predicted model, not a curated record
AUGGCUCAUUUAGCUGAAAACCUCAAGGAAGAGCUGACCUGCUCUUUGUGCAUGGACUAUUUCAAUCACCCAGUAACCUUGGGCUGUGGCCACAGCUUUUGCCACCACUGCCUCCUCAGGAACUGGGGAGAAGUUGACCAACCCUGCCCUUGUCCUGAGUGCAAAAGACCCUUCCAUUUGAGAGACCUGGAGUGCAAUCACUCUCUCGAAAAUUUGUCCAGCAUGGCCAGACAAGUGGAACCCUACUUGCUGAAGAUUAAAGAGGAAAUCAUGAAAUGUGACAGGCAUGAGACAGAGCAAAACCUGUUCUGUGAGGAGGACCAAGUCCUGCUCUGUGAAGUUUGCUUUCAAACCCCAGAACACAGCAGACAUACAAUAUGGCCUAUACAAAAGGCUGGAGAGGAUGCUAGGGACAAGCUCCAAAAGACUUUGGAUUUUUGCUGGAUACAAAUGGAGACAGUUCAGAAGAUGCUGACUGAAGAGAGGAAGAAAGAGGAUAGUUGGAAGGAAAAGAGCCAUGCCUACAGAGAGAGUCUGACAGCCGAAUACAAAAGAUUCCAUGAUUUGCUACAGCAAGAAGAAGAGGGUCAUCUUGAAAUGCUGGCCAGGCAUGAAAUUGACUACCUGAAGAGUAUAAGAGAAAGUGAGGCCAGACUCUCCAAGCAGCUUCAAAGCUUGAGAGAGGUGGUCACAGAUGUUGAGAAAAAUUGCCAGAAAACCAACGUCCAGAUACUACAGGUGGUAGGAGAUACACUGAAAAGGUCUGAGUCACUCUUGGGUCAUGUUCCAGACACUGUCAGCACUCCAAGGAUCUCCUUUCAUUAUACUUUGAUGUGUGAAAUACUGACAUACUUCAAAGUGGAUGUGACCCUGGAUAUUGAAAGUGCCUGUCCAUAUCUCAUUGUCUUUGAGGAUCUGAAAACUGUUGUACAUGGAGGCUACCAGCAGGCUGUAACUUUUACACCUGAUCGAUUUAAAGAGAGUAUCAUUUUGGGAAGUCAGAUCUUCAUAUCUGGAACACACUACUGGGAGGUUGAUGUAGGAGACAGGGAGCAUAUGUCCUCAUGUUGCCAACCCUUUGAGAAGAUAAAUGGAAUCCCUGACCGAAAGCUGAAGAGAGGAGAAACAGUGAAGCAUGUCACCAACAGCCUACUCAACCUUAAAUCAGCCUACCCUGAACCUGGAACCUGGAGAUGGGGUCUAUUGGAAAAAGCACCUAUGGAGGGAUUCCCUACAACCCAGAAUGGAAAGUGUUAUCAACUACUCACAGACACAACCCCACUGCAUAUUGGCAGGGAAGCUUUGACCUGCUCCAUUUCUGCCCUGGGCCAAUGCACCCCACCACAGGCAACCUCACGUGCCCAGUCUCCCAAGGACUCACCAAAUGGAUGA